UCUGAGCGAAAUGCACGGAAUACCAAAGGGUUUGGCGUUUGCAAUAUACUAUCCAAUCAUUGCAGCUAUUGGCAUUCCAGCAAACUUAGCUGUUAUUGUAAUACUGGUUAAGAGAAGGUGCGGACUCUCCAAAUGUGUCACAUUCUAUCUGGUCUCCAUGGCCGUGGCGGAUCUGUUACUCAUUAUCUCCGGUGCAGUAUUAAAUCGGAUUUCUGGGAUUUUUUUUCCACUCAGUUUCCUGUCUAUAACACCAAUAUGCAGUCUCCGCAUUGCAUUUAUCUAUGCAGCCAUUGACUGCUCUGCCUGGUUAACAGUUGCUUUUACCUUUGAUCGAUUUGUGGCUAUUUGUUGUCAGAAGCUCAAAACAAAAUACUGCAACGGAAAGGCGGCUCAGCGCAUCAUCGGAAUAAUUUACACUCUCAGCUGUCUAAGGAAUACAUUUUUGUAUUUUAUUUAUGAACCUUUAUACAUCAUUAACAGUGUUCCCUGGUUCUGUGGCAUAAAGGUAGCAUUUUAUACGUCAGUUGCUUGGGAUAUAUUCGACUGGCUUCUUGUCAUUUUUACUCCUUGUCUUCCUUUUAUUCUAAUAUUGCUACUCAACGCACUGACCGUCAGGCACAUUCUGUCAGCCAAUAGAGCUCGCAGGAGACUCCAGGUACAAAGAAAUGGAGAGGAUCAGAACGAUCCAGAGGUACAGAGGAGGGCGAAGUCCAUUGUUUUACUUUUUGCUAUUUCAGGCAGUUUCAUGUUGUUAUAUUUGUUAUAUUUUAUCACAAUUGUCUAUGUUCGGGUGGUUGAUGUUACUUAUUUCUCAGGUUCUGACUUUAGUGACACAACAUUCCUUCUGGAAGAAAAUGGAUAUAUGCUUCAAUUUUUGAGUUCCUGCAUCAACCCGUUUAUUUAUGUGGGAACACAGCGUAAAUUCAGGGACGAGUUAAAAAAAGGUUGGUUUAAAGUUCUAGCCAUUCUUCCAACCAAAGUGCGUAAGCUCACAUUGUGUUCCAUCAACCUCUUGUUUGCUGACUGUCCUGGUCUGUCCAAGUAUUUCUGCAGCCUUGCACUUCCUCAACUUCACCUGUCUGCCAAGCUAUCAUUGCAUCAUCUGCAAACGUGGCAAAAAUGCCCUCAUAUGCUUCGUUCAGAUUCUGUGGUGCUCACAGCAACUAAUACGCCAGAUGUCAGAUCGAUCUUCCUUGGAAUCAACCCAAGGAAAGCACUGGAUUUUGACUGUGUCCCCAGCCGAGCACUCAGAUUCCAUACAGGCAAACUAGUGCGAGCCAUUAACAUCCCUCGUCAGCCACAGCCACCCCUGCCACCCCUUAGGAUCUUUCUUCCUCUUUGGAAUGAACUGAUUCUGCGUUAUAUCCAGAAAGACCUGCCAUUGAUGUUUAUCAUCAUCCUGGGGGAUUUACCAGUGGCCGGCAACUGCAUUGGAUGUGAUGUGCAAUCACGAGUCAACUACAAUUCUCAAGCUCCUCAGAUCACCGAUCAGUCCAGAUCCAAAUACAACAAGACGUGGACAGCAGCCAGGAUUGGGCUGACAAGUGACAAGUAA
Molecule: messenger RNA, 1555 nt
Organism: Stegostoma tigrinum
Lineage: Eukaryota; Metazoa; Chordata; Chondrichthyes; Orectolobiformes; Stegostomatidae
Product: probable G-protein coupled receptor 139
Exons: 7
Coding region: 11-1555 (514 amino acids)
Biological process (GO): G protein-coupled receptor signaling pathway
Cellular component (GO): membrane
Molecular function (GO): G protein-coupled receptor activity
Source: RefSeq, a predicted model, not a curated record